This is a messenger RNA of Gymnogyps californianus (California condor), 863 nucleotides long. It is a transcript of the gene SMKR1, whose product is annotated as small lysine rich protein 1. Bases 360 to 566 code for a protein of 68 amino acids. The transcript is spliced from 4 exons. NCBI's taxonomy places the organism in Eukaryota, Metazoa, Chordata, Aves, Accipitriformes, Cathartidae. The record is from RefSeq and is a predicted model, not a curated record.
AAGCGUUGUGGUUUUAUUUCUGGAGCGCUGUGUCUCUGCGGGACGUGCACCUCUCACCCGGCGGAGGGGAAGGCUGUGGAGAACUCGUUGUCUCUUCACGCAGCGGGGUGUGAGGGAAGCUCUCCCCAGCUUCGUUUCUUCUGCCCGUGCAAAAGGGGAAAAGAAGGCUGUGGGUGCUGUGGAGACAGGGAGUCUUGCGUUGUUAGAGUAAAUCUCAAGGGCUUUGCCGAAAAUCUCCGAGUCCUGGAAUCUGGCAGUUAGUAGAUGACUUCACAGGUGAUUGUCUGCAAAGAAACGCUUUUAGGGUCCAUCUUCAGGGCUUGAUGUGGAGUCCCACCGCUCAGUAAAAAGACUUAGCCAUGGCAGUUAAAAGUAGCAAACCCAAGCGUGGCAAAGGCAAAAGCUCCAAAAAGAAAGCAAAGAAGGUGGUGAAGGAAGUGGAUAUCCUCAGCCCAGCUGCUAUGCUCAACGCUUACUACAUCUGUCACAAUGUCCCCGCCUGCCUGGAGUUCCGGGGCUUUCCCUGGCCUGGCUCCCCCAAGAAGAAGGGGAAGAAAAGAAAGUAACCAGGUGGCUGGAACGCAACAGACUUAGUGAAAACCAAGCUCCCCAGUGAAGAAGAGAUUUUUUUGUGGAUUAGACUCGUACUGACCUCUCCAGUGGUUAGCUCGAAUAUUUUGCCGUAAUCACUGUUGUGUCCGUACAAAGACACUCUUAUUAUAGCUCAAGCAUAGAGUGACAAAUGGUAAGUGACACUGUGCCAUUGUAAUUUCAGCUGUGGCCCUUCACCCUCCAGUUCUGUGUGGAAUAAAGCAUUGUGCCUCAGCACUCUGAAGGGUUUGUAGUGGGGUUUGCUCUACCCA